Molecule: messenger RNA, 969 nt
Organism: Calidris pugnax (ruff)
Lineage: Eukaryota; Metazoa; Chordata; Aves; Charadriiformes; Scolopacidae
Product: olfactory receptor 14J1-like
Exons: 1
Coding region: 10-969 (319 amino acids)
Biological process (GO): G protein-coupled receptor signaling pathway
Cellular component (GO): membrane
Molecular function (GO): olfactory receptor activity; G protein-coupled receptor activity
Source: RefSeq, a predicted model, not a curated record
AGGAAAUAAAUGUCCAACAGCAGCUCCAUCAUUGAGUUCCUCCUCCUGGCAUUCGCAGACACACGGGAGCUGCAGCUCUUGCACUUCUGGCUCUUCCUGGGCAUCUACCUGGCUGCCCUCCUGGGCAACGGCCUCAUCAUCACUGCCAUCGCCUGUGACCACCGUCUCCACACCCCCAUGUACUUCUUCCUCCUCAGCCUCGCUGUCACUGACCUGGGCUCCAUCUCCACCACUGUCCCCAAAACCAUGGCCAACUCCCUUUGGGACACCAGAGUCAUUUCCUAUGCAGGAUGUGUUUCCCAGGUCUUUCUUUUUCCUUUUCUGAUUUUAGCAGAGUUCUAUUUUCUCACCAUCAUGGCCUAUGACCGCUACGUUGCCAUCUGCAAACCUCUGCACUAUGAGACCCUCCUGGGCAGCAGAGCUUGUGUCCACAUGGCAGCAGCUGCCUGGGGCACUGGCUUUCUCACUGCUCUCCUGCACACAGUUACUACGUUUUCAAUACCCCUCUGCCAAGGAAACUCUGUGGACCAAUUCUUCUGUGAAAUCCCCCAGAUCCUCAAGCUCUCCCGCUCAGAGACAGAGUACCUCAAAGAAGUUGGGCUUCUUGUAGUCACUGUGUUUUUUUCUUUUAUUUGUUUUGUGUUCCUUGUGGUGUCCUAUGUGCAGAUCUUCAGGGCCGUGCUGAGGAUUCCCUCGGAGCAGGGACGCCACAAAGCCUUUUCCACCUGCCUCCCUCACCUGGCUGUGCUCUCCCUGUUUCUCAUCACUUCAGUGUUUUCCUACCUGAAGCCCCCCUCCAUCUCCUUCCCAUCCCUGGAUCUAGUGCUUGCAGUUCUGUACUCAGUGGUGCCUCCAGCAGUGAACCCCCUCAUCUACAGCAUGAGGAACCAGGAGCUCAAGGCUGCCCUCAGGAAACUGAUCAGAGGGUUUUUCAGCAGCCAUAGACUUUUUUCCUUCCUCUGUAAAUGA